Messenger RNA from Macadamia integrifolia, 1092 nucleotides. RefSeq lists its product as uncharacterized. Gene Ontology annotation, molecular function: RNA-DNA hybrid ribonuclease activity; nucleic acid binding. The record is from RefSeq and is a predicted model, not a curated record. Lineage: Eukaryota; Viridiplantae; Streptophyta; Magnoliopsida; Proteales; Proteaceae. The transcript is spliced from 2 exons. The coding region runs from base 1 to 1092 and encodes 363 amino acids.
AUGAUUAAGGGAACCCUCCCAGAUAUCAUUUCACCUCAACAGUCGGCUUUUGUUCCAAAUCGAAUCAUCUCAGAUGCUGUCUUCAUGGCGCAUGAGUUAUACCAUUAUGUGAAGCAUCGCAAGAGUGGGAAAAAGAUGUUCCUUGCUGCCAAACUCGAUAUGCGCAAGGCUUAUGAGAGACUUGAAUGGCCUUUUAUCCAGGCUACCCUUCUUAAGCUAGGCUUUUGUAACCUGUGGGUCAACAUGGUAAUGAAUUUCAUCUCCACAGUUUCUUAUUCUUUGUUGGUCAAUGGUGUUAAGAGUGGGAUUGCAUCAUGGGAAGAGCUAAUGAAGCGACAACUUCAAGUAGAUCCGAGCUGCGUUCGGUGUGGAGUUGUAGUGGAGUCCAGUGAUCACAUUUUGUUAGAAUGCCCUUUCGCUAAAGCUACUUGGUUUGGGAGUUCUCUAUCCUUUAUUGCUCCUCAAGAUGAAAGUCUCAAAUUGUAUAAAGUGCAUGAACAAUGGAAUAAGAUGAAUUUCCCCUCUAAGAAGAUCAAGAUGGAGAUAUUAAGCCUUUUCACACAUAUUUGCUGGUAUUUGUGGACAGCCAGGAAUGAUAUGACCUUUCAUCGAAAAGAGUGGUCCCCGAUUGAGGUUUUCUCUCAGGUGGAACAGAUGUAUAUGGAAUUCUGGACGAUUGUUGACACCACCUCUACUCCAUCGGGUAGUCCAUCAAAUAACGCCGCAGCGUGGAAAGGGCCUCCUCAGGGAUGGCUUACUUUGAAUUGUGACGCAGCAUUACCUUUGGAGAACCAUGAAGGAGGGAUUGGAUGUAUCAGUCGUGACCACAACUGCUCACCUGCUUGGGCUCUUUCUGAACCAUUGUGCUUCACAAAUAGCUUAUCGGGGGAGGCCUUAGCAGUGCACACUGGCUUCGUUUGGGCAAUUGAGCAUUGCAUCCCUUCAAUUAUUAUUGAGUCCGAUAACAAUGGCCUAAUCAACUACAUCAACUCUAUUGAUCAAGUUAUACCGGCUAGGGUUCUUGGGAUCAUCAGCGAUAUUCGCUUCUUGGCGACCAGAAUUUCUCAAUGUUCUUUUUCAUCACAUAUCUAG